AUGAACUCGAUUACCUACCUCGACUCGGUGCUAAGCCGCUCCUUGGCACCAGCCACCGCCGACCGUCAAGAAUCACGCGCUUCCUCUUCCAGCAAGCGGUCUCGUUCCCACUCAUCCUUGCCAGGCAGUCGCAGAGCAUCUAGCACUUCGCCCUCCUGCACUUUACCCACCAGCACUUCACCCUCCAGCACUCCUUCCGGCUCUUGCUCCCUCCGCCGCUGGUCCCAAGAGCAGCAAGAUGACCCUCAUCAAUCCAUGUACAACUCCACCCUUCGGCGGACUGGUAGUACCUCUGCUGGUCUCUUUCCCUCUUCUUCCUCCCACGCACUCGAUACAGACCACAGCAAUUCCGCAGCACGAUGGUCCCGCCUGUGGGGGUUAGCAGGCUGGAUCGAUGAAGCCAUCCACCCAGCCUCACGCAGUCGAUCUCGGAAAAACAGCGAUUCGGAAAUCUCUUCUCUUGGUCGCACUAAACGCGUGCCCAGCCUGGAUGACCUGCUGCUCAGCUCUACUGCACCUCGAAGCGAUCAAGAUAGAAGGCCCGCAAGUUCAGGUUCAGGACACGCUCAUUUACCGCGUCAAGAUGCGAGCAGUACAGAUGAGUCUGCUUCACAAAUCAGGCGUUCCAGAUCGUCAAGACGUCAAUCAAGGUUUAAUCAGAGUGCAUCGCUCAUACUUACCUCGACAACGACCGACGGUCCGGGGGAAAACAUCGAUACCUGGCCAACAGAGCAGGACCAUUUGCACAGGCACCACCAAGAUCCUGAGUUGAUGACGGACAAGGAGAGGGAAGAUGUAGUCGAGUUCGAUGGGGGGGAUUUCGCUCCUGAACAAGUGGACACGCCGAGGGAGAGGACGAUUUCGCAAUCGAGCAACCAUAGUAAUUGCGCUGAGCGAAGCAGUGCUCCUUCGCACCAAGCUGCCACCUCCGCUUCACACUCGCCCAAAUUCACUGCGGAGAAAGUCGAAGAUCAAGAUGCGAACAUGUCGCAAGAUCAGGCUGUCGAUUCAGAAACGCUGCUUGAAGCGGCUAAAGGUGAACCAGAAGCGAUUGAGGCCGUAGCUCAGCAAGAUCCAAUUUCACAACUCGUCGAUCCAGCUGCGCCCAUUGCUACACCAAAGAAAGAAUCGCUUAACGGCGAUGCAGGAGUAGAGCAUGCUGAUGAUACGCCCAAAAGCAGCCAUCGAAACGGUCUCAAGAUGUCAGAUUCCACUGCUUCUGGAAUGUCCACUCCUUCUGCCUCUCGCAGGUCGUCACUUGGUCGUAAGCGGGAUGAGCUGUUGGCUGUGGAUUCCCUAGCUUCUUCUUCAAGCUCAUCGCUUGUGUCGACGGAUUCGGAGAAAGCGGUUGACAGGAGUCUUACGCCUGGGUCAAAGCCUAGGCGACGUCGGUCUGGACGAUCAUCGGCCAAAGCAUCAGAGACCGACGAUUCACGUUCUCGAUUCAGCAGUAAUGGCGACCACAACAAGCCAGCAGCGAAGCCUAGUCGGAAACGCAAAAGCUCCUCCACCAAACGUGCCAUCCGUCGAACGCUCGUUGCAAUCCGAGACCUUCUCCUCGCAGUCCUCCUCUGUCCGAUCAAUUGCCUGCGGUACCUUCGUCGACGUAAAGUCAUUCGAACCCAGGAGGCGGUGGAGGCGAUAUACCAACGUUCUUCGCUCCCCGUUCUCGAAAAGAACCCAGUCUCUGGAGAAGAGAGGAAUGGUAAACCGCCUUCACUCCGGUUCAAGUCCGACUCUAAGCUCUCCGAUAACGAAAAGCGUGCUUUAGUUGGAAUGGGUAGACCACCAACUCCCAAAUCGAUCUCAGAAGUGGAUAACGAACCUGUGAGAGAUGAACAAGCAGCAGAAUUAGGCCUCUUAUGGAAAGCCCUCUCCCCUUCCUCUGGUCAACGUCGUACAGCUUCUCGCUUGCUGCCUAAUCCACAAAUCGUCGAUCCGAUGUUAGCAAACAAUAGCAAAGCAAAACCAAUCGAUCCAGUUGCAGCCGAAAAGGAAGCAAUGAUGGAGGCGGAAAGACAAAGUAGGAUUGCAAAAGGUAGAGCUAUGCGUGCUGCUGCUAAAUCCGGUCAGGACGGCAACUCUACUUGCACUUGCCACCUUUCAGCUUCGGUUAUUCCUGCUAAAGUUGCACGAGGACCAGCUGCGAGUAGCAUCAUCCAUCACUCUCCCAAAAUCCUGGUUUUGGACUUGGACGAAACUCUGAUCCACUCAACCUCGCGCUCCCCCUCGCAUCACUCUGCACUGUCAGGCAGAACGACAACUUCUGGCUUCCUCGGACUGGAAACAGCGGGAGCAUUCCUGGGAUUGCGAGCAAACGAUAACCCUCGCCGCAUCCGUCCACAUAUGGUGGAAGUUGUUCUUGAUGGACGUUCUGUCCUUUACCAUGUCUACAAACGGCCGUGGGCAGAUUACUUUUUGCGAAAAGUAAGCUCCUGGUACACAGUCGUCAUCUUUACUGCUAGCGUACAAGAAUACGCAGAUCCGGUCAUCGAUUGGUUAGAUCAGGGAAGAGGCUUGAUAAGCGCAAGGUUGUUUAGGGAAAGCUGCAGCUUUAAAGGUGCAAGUUAUGUGAAAAAUUUAAAAGUCGUCGAUCAAGAUCUGAGUAAGGUUUGUCUCGUCGAUAACAGUCCGGCAAGUUAUAGGUUGCAAAGGGAGAAUGCAAUUCCUAUCGAAGGUUGGACACAUGAUCCCAAUGAUGAAGCUUUAUUGGAUUUACUGCCAGUCUUGGAUAGUUUGAGGUUUGCAAGUGAUGUGAGGCAUGUUUUGGGUAUUAGAGCUUGGUCAUCUUGA
This is a messenger RNA of Ustilago hordei, 2793 nucleotides long. RefSeq lists its product as uncharacterized. NCBI's taxonomy places the organism in Eukaryota, Fungi, Basidiomycota, Ustilaginomycetes, Ustilaginales, Ustilaginaceae. Gene Ontology annotation, molecular function: protein serine/threonine phosphatase activity. The record is from RefSeq and is a predicted model, not a curated record. The transcript has a single exon. Bases 1 to 2793 code for a protein of 930 amino acids.